Molecule: messenger RNA, 219 nt
Organism: Akanthomyces muscarius
Lineage: Eukaryota; Fungi; Ascomycota; Sordariomycetes; Hypocreales; Cordycipitaceae
Exons: 2
Coding region: 1-219 (72 amino acids)
Source: RefSeq, a predicted model, not a curated record
AUGAGCUCCAAGGCACGGUAUUGCCGCUGCAGCAAUAGCAAGCCUCGCCCUGCACAUCAGCUGCGUGCUAUUGUCCCUGGGGCCGUCGUGAUGAAUGCCAUUGUCUCGACCGAUACUCGAGAUUGCAGUCAGCCAUCAGCCCGUAUUCACAGCCGACUGGUGGUCACUUUCCCUGUCCUCACCUUGUUCUUCUGUGCCAGCGAUAGCCCGUCGAAAUAA